Tachyglossus aculeatus (Australian echidna) is the source of this 1135-nucleotide messenger RNA. Its product is annotated as myelin-oligodendrocyte glycoprotein-like. Gene Ontology annotation, molecular function: signaling receptor binding. The record is from RefSeq and is a predicted model, not a curated record. Bases 122 to 748 code for a protein of 208 amino acids. The transcript is spliced from 6 exons. Gene Ontology annotation, cellular component: external side of plasma membrane. Gene Ontology annotation, biological process: regulation of cytokine production; T cell receptor signaling pathway. Lineage: Eukaryota; Metazoa; Chordata; Mammalia; Monotremata; Tachyglossidae.
ACCAGGCCGUGCAGAAGGGAGCUGAGCUGAUGCCCUGGGCCGAAACUGUGUCUGAUUACUACUCCCUACUGCUGGGGAUUGCUGGCUGGGACCAAAGAGGGACAGAUCGAGGGGUCUCUCUAUGUCCCCAGCAAAGAAGAAGAUGGUGGAUUUCCCAGGAUCCUUCACAGCCAGAUACUUCAUCAUUCUCCUCCUCUUUCUUCAGCUGCCCACUCUAUGCUCAGCUAAGUUUUCUGUGAUUGGACCUUCUGGACCUGUCCUGGCCCGUUUGGGGGGAGUCGCUGUGUUACCCUGUCACCUGGACUCCAAAGAAAGUGCUGAGGAAAUGGAGGUGCGAUGGUUCCGAACCCAACCCUCCAACAUCGUGCACCAGUUCAAGAAGGGGGACGUGUUUGGAGAGCAGAUGAAGGAGUAUCAAGGGAGGACGGAGAUGGUGAAACAUGCUAUCGACAAAGGGAGCGUGGCUCUGAGAAUACGCAACAUCAGCCUCUCUGAUGAGGGAAAGUAUCACUGCUCUUUCAAAGAUGACGCCAUGCAGGCUGAGACCACUAUGGAUCUCCAGCUGGUGGGUCCCUUAAUCCCGAGGGCCUACCCAUUGAUGGUGGCUCUAGCCAUUCUGGUGCCUAUUCUCGGACUGAUCAUUGCUGGGGGCCUUUAUGUCAUCUGGAAACAGCACAAGGAAAAACAGAAACUCAGGGACGAGCUCAAGUCAAACCGGGCAAAGUUAGAAGAACGUAAAAAAAUCUAAAGUUCUCUGAGGGUCUCAACUCCCUCCUGCCUGGGAGUCCAGGCUCUUCCUGGUAAGUCCCAGGAAGCCAGAUCCAGGACCAUUCCCACAACCCUCUGCAGCCUCCUCCUCUUCCUUCUCCCUGCUGCUGUUAGGGCCCCAGCAGCCUUCUGGAAUGCCUGGACCAAAGUGUGUGUGGGGGGGGAGGUUAAAAGGGGGCUGAAAAUCCAAGAAGGAAUUGGGUAUCCCUAGCAAGACUGGCGUGGACCAUUGGUUCUGAUCCCUGGGGGAAGACAGCUCCCCCGAGGAAGGAGGAAGUGGGAGAGAGUGUCUACUCUGGGCAUCUCCAAGCUGGAUCUGUGUUUUUAUCUCUGUUUUGGGGGAAAUAAAGGAUUUUUCUGAAGAGAA